AUGGGCAAAUCUGUCCUCCCCUAUGUCUCGCCCGAGGAGGUGUUGAAGCGGAACGGGGUGGAUCAACCUGACAUUUGGUUGGUGAUCGAUGAUAUCGUUUAUGAUUGUACACCCUUCUUAUCACGACAUCCCGGGGGUGACGCUGUGUUGAAGAGCUUUGCUGGGUUUGAUUGUUCGUGGCAAUACCACUCCAUCCAUGGCGCACGGCGAAAAGUCUCAGCAAACAGGUCAUUAGAGAAAUUACGAGUCGGCUGGACAGAGGGAGUUAGGAAUCCAUAUUCCAAGCCCGAAUGGGCUGAAUAA
This is a messenger RNA of Aspergillus alliaceus, 303 nucleotides long. Its product is annotated as cytochrome b5-like heme/steroid binding domain-containing protein. Gene Ontology annotation, cellular component: intracellular membrane-bounded organelle; membrane. The record is from RefSeq and is a predicted model, not a curated record. Lineage: Eukaryota; Fungi; Ascomycota; Eurotiomycetes; Eurotiales; Aspergillaceae. Gene Ontology annotation, molecular function: heme binding. The transcript has 3 exons. Bases 1 to 303 code for a protein of 100 amino acids.